This is a messenger RNA of Suncus etruscus (white-toothed pygmy shrew), 1974 nucleotides long. It is a transcript of the gene MSN, whose product is annotated as moesin. The transcript has 13 exons. Gene Ontology annotation, cellular component: microvillus; cytoskeleton; adherens junction. The record is from RefSeq and is a predicted model, not a curated record. NCBI's taxonomy places the organism in Eukaryota, Metazoa, Chordata, Mammalia, Eulipotyphla, Soricidae. Gene Ontology annotation, biological process: positive regulation of early endosome to late endosome transport; regulation of cell shape; regulation of organelle assembly. Gene Ontology annotation, molecular function: actin binding; cell adhesion molecule binding. The coding region runs from base 158 to 1891 and encodes 577 amino acids.
UCGUGUUCCGUUAGCAGGAAGCUUAGCCAUCACCCUUAUUCUAGCGAGGGACUCAUCCCCAGAGCCCAGACCUCCGGAGUCUGAAAACACUGUGCUCUCGGCGCUGCCCAGCAGCUCACAGCAAAACUUCUCCAACUCUGCCGCUUUAGUCGCCACUAUGCCCAAGACGAUCAAUGUGCGUGUGACCACCAUGGAUGCAGAACUGGAGUUUGCCAUUCAACCCAAUACCACUGGCAAGCAGCUGUUUGACCAGGUGGUGAAAACUAUUGGACUCAGGGAAGUUUGGUUUUUUGGUCUGCAGUACCAGGACACUAAGGGAUUCUCCACUUGGCUGAAACUCAAUAAGAAGGUGACUGCCCAAGAUGUAAGAAAAGAAUGUCCCUUAAUCUUCAAAUUCCGGGCCAAGUUCUACCCUGAGGAUGUAUCUGAGGAACUAAUCCAGGACAUCACACAACGCCUGUUCUUCCUUCAAGUGAAGGAGGGUAUUCUCAAUGAUGAUAUGUAUUGUCCACCUGAGACUGCUGUUCUGCUGGCAUCAUAUGCUGUCCAGUCCAAAUAUGGAGACUUCAAUAAAGAGGUUCACAAGUCUGGCUACUUGGCUGGGGACAAGUUGCUGCCACAGAGAGUCCUGGAGCAGCACAAACUAAAUAAAGACCAGUGGGAAGAACGGAUCCAAGUGUGGCAUGAGGAACACCAUGGCAUUCUCAGGGAGGAUGCUAUACUGGAAUAUCUGAAGAUUGCCCAGGACCUGGAGAUGUAUGGUGUGAACUACUUCAGCAUCAAGAACAAGAAAGGAUCAGAAUUGUGGCUGGGGGUGGAUGCUCUGGGUCUCAACAUAUAUGAACAGAAUGAUAGACUGACUCCAAAGAUAGGCUUCCCAUGGAGUGAAAUCAGGAAUAUCUCUUUCAAUGAUAAGAAAUUUGUCAUCAAACCUAUUGACAAAAAAUCUCCAGACUUUGUAUUCUAUGUUCCACGACUUCGGAUUAACAAGCGGAUCUUGGCCUUGUGCAUGGGGAACCAUGAGCUGUACAUGCGACGCCGCAAACCUGACACAAUUGAGGUGCAGCAGAUGAAGGCACAAGCCCGGGAGGAGAAGCACCAAAAACAGAUGGAGCGUGCUGUGCUUGAAAAUGAGAAGAAGAAGCGUGAGCUGGCAGAAAGGGAGAAAGAAAAGAUUGAGCGUGAAAAGGAAGAACUCAUGGAGAAGUUAAAGCAGAUUGAGGAACAAACUAAGAAAGCUCAGCAAGAACUGGAGGAGCAGACCCUUAGAGCUCUUGAACUUGAACAGGAGCGGAAGCAUGCCCAGAGUGAGGCUGAAAAACUUGCCAAGAAACGUCAGGAAGCUGAACAAGCCAAGGAGGCCCUGUUGCAGGCCUCCCAAGACCAAAAGAAGACCCAGGAACAGCUGGCCUUAGAAAUGGCAGAGCUAACAGCACGAAUUUCCCAGCUGGAGAUGGCUCGACAGAAGAAAGAGAGUGAAGCUGUUGAAUGGCAGACAAAGGCUCAGAUGGUGCAGGAAGACUUGGAGAAGAUUCGUGCUGAGCUUAAGUCUGCCAUGAGUACUCCUCAUGUAGCAGAGCCUGCUGAGAAUGAACAGGACGAGCAGGAUGAGAAUGGAGCAGAGGCCAGUGCUGACCUGCGGGCUGAUGCUAUGGCCAAGGAUCGCAGUGAGGAAGAACGAACUACUGAAGCAGAGAAAAAUGAACGUGUGCAGAAGCACUUGAAGGCCCUUACUUCAGAGUUGGCCAAUGCCUGCGAUGAGUCCAAGAAGACUGUCAAUGACAUGAUCCAUGCUGAGAACAUGAGACUGGGCCGAGACAAAUAUAAGACCCUUCGCCAGAUCCGGCAGGGCAACACUAAGCAGCGCAUUGAUGAAUUUGAAUCCAUGUAAAGAGCUUCCAACCUCUAGAGGCCCUCUUCCUACUCUCUUGCCUUCAAAUUUCUAUACUCUUGCUAACACUGUGUUGUAAUCAU